UGUGUCAUAGUUUAUUAAUUUGUUGUGUUCGUAACGUGUCAUGUAAAUUGUGACGCACCUAUUUAGGUUGUGUGAACUUAUUUUAUAAAUUGUUGAUUGCGGAAUAAGUUGUUGCUGCUGAUUUUAAGUGUUUUAAUACCAUGGGUGUAUCGGAACAACUAACCGACCUGCCUCCUCACGACCCUGAGCGGCCGUGCUCUGGCAGCGGGCUAGAUGACGAGGAUCUGCCCAGACGCAAGCAGAGGAGAUACAGGACCACCUUCACGAGUUACCAGCUGGAUGAGCUGGAGAAAGCGUUCGGCAGGACGCAUUAUCCAGAUGUCUUUACGAGAGAGGAGUUGGCUUUGAAAAUCGGCCUUACAGAAGCUAGAAUCCAAGUGUGGUUCCAAAACCGGCGAGCGAAAUGGCGCAAGCAAGAGAAGGUGGGGCCCCACGCGCAUCCAUAUAGCGGUUACCUUGGAAGCGGGCAGCCGUUGCCCGCGCCAACCACGCUCCCACCGCCGCCGCACCCGCUCUCACAGCUUGGGUUUAGCUUGAGGAAGCCGUUUGAUAAUGCGCUGGUUUCCUUCAGGUACGCCAACACGCCUCUAUUUGGAGCGCAGUACCUCCCCCCGCUGUCCCGGCCGCCUCUCUUCGGAGCCCCUUUAUACGCUACAUCACCCGCUCACUUCCACUCUCUAUUCGCCAAUCUAACCGCACCUGAACCGCCAAGACUGUCCCCUGAACAACCUCAACUAUCCGAUUCUAGGACAUCAUCUAGAUCUCCUGAAAGAUCGUCACCUGCUCCUUCUAUUUCUCCCCCUAUUUCCCCUGGAAGUGAGUCGAUACCAGUUGACAUAACCAGUUCUAGUAUAAAUGCGCUGCGACUGGCAGCCAGGGAACACGAAAUACGAUUGGAGUUGUUGAGGCAAAGAGCUGAUUUAAUGUGUUAAGUUGUAAAAUUGUGUUAUCUGUGGCAGCUGUCAAAUGUCUGUGCUCUAUAGGCUACGACAUAAUGAAAAUUCUAAAUUUUGUAGAUGUGGCAUUUGUAGAACUAUAAUUGUUUAUAUCCAGCUCAUGUUAUCCUGUUUCGGUACUCUACAAUAAUAUAGAGUAUAAAACGUUCAGUUUAUUAUUCUUAAAUCUUGUUGAGGUACCAAUUUAUUUGCACUGACAUGAAAAGCAGCCGUUACAAUUAAGUUUUAAUUUAUAUUAUUUUAAUGUAGCUCAAUAGUAUAAAAAAUUACAAAGUUGGUUUAUUUCAAUCAGUUCCCAGUAUUCUUUGAUAAGUACCUAAUAAAAAUAU
Molecule: messenger RNA, 1285 nt
Organism: Colias croceus (clouded yellow)
Lineage: Eukaryota; Metazoa; Arthropoda; Insecta; Lepidoptera; Pieridae
Product: homeobox protein aristaless-like
Exons: 5
Coding region: 141-932 (263 amino acids)
Biological process (GO): regulation of transcription by RNA polymerase II
Molecular function (GO): RNA polymerase II transcription regulatory region sequence-specific DNA binding; DNA-binding transcription factor activity, RNA polymerase II-specific
Source: RefSeq, a predicted model, not a curated record